AGCCUGCAGCCAGGGCAAGGAUAUUCGACUAGAUCGCGAUUGCAUUGAGUUCUUCGCCCGAGGAUCCCGAGGUCGGCGAGGUUCCAUGGAACCGAUGGAUUGGUAUCGGUAUCCCAGUUGGAACAUUUGGAACCGACCCCACAACCCCACACUUUCAGACACCGAAUCCAGUCAUAUUUGUCAGCUCAUACUACGUAAACGACUUUUCAUUUCCAAGCGAUCGGUAUCCCAGAUUUCUGGGAUUUAUACCCUGGAUCUGCCAAAGGACGUCGAUUGUCCCUCCGUCAUCUCAGAAUAAAUAUUCUCAAGAAACGCCCUAGACAAAUCGAUCGCUAUGCCUGCCGAAACAAACAAGCAAUGGGUCAUCCGCAGCUUCGACAACACGUUCGACUGCCUGGAGACGCACGAGGCUCCGUUACCACCAGUGGGAGAGAACGAGGUCUUAGUCAAGAUCCAGGCCGUUUCACUUAACUUCCGAGAUGCGAGCAUUCCUAUGAACAUGUACCCAUUCCCCUCGAAGAGCGACCUCAUCCCCUGCUCCGACGGCGCCGGAGUCGUCGUGCAAACGGGACCAAAGGUCAAACACUUCCGCUCCGGCGACCAAGUCGCCUCCUUGUUCUUGGCGGACCACCUCUUCGGUGACCUGAACGCGGAUGCCCAGAAGACGGGGCUGGGCGGGUUCCUGGACGGCUGCCUGCAGCAGUACCGCGUCUUCAAUGAGCUGAGCCUGGUGCACGCACCCCGCAAUCUGACCCCCAUCGAGGCCAGCACCCUGCCCUGCGCGGCACUGACGGCCUGGAACGGGCUGUACGGGCUGAAGCCGCUCCGACCGGGCCAGACGGUCCUGGUCCAGGGGACGGGGGGCGUAUCGAUCUUUGCGCUUCAGUUCGCAAAAGCAGCCGGCGCCACUGUCAUUGCCACCACCUCCUCGCCCGCCAAGGCGCAACGCCUUAAGGAAUUGGGAGCAGACCACGUCAUCAACUACCGCGAGGAUCCCAACUGGGGCGAGACGGCCCGGAAACUCACACGCCACGGAGUAGACCAUGUCAUUGAGGUGGGAGGCCCUAACACCGUGCAGCAGAGCCUCAAGUGCGUUAAGAUGGAGGGAGUCAUCAGUGUGAUCGGCUACGUGGGCGGUAUCACCAACGGGGACGAGCGGCCUCCGCAGAUCUUGGAUACCUUGACAGCUGCUGCGAUCGUGCGCGGAAUCCAGAUCGGAAGCAAAGAGCAGAUGCUAGAGAUGGUGCAAGCGAUUGAGGCGAGCGAUAUCAAGCCUGUGGUGGAUCAGCGAGUGUUUGAGUUCGACCAGGCGCGUGAGGCGUAUCAAUACCUGUGGGAUCAGAAGCAUUUUGGGAAGGUGGUGAUCAAGGUUGAGUAGCGAGGGGGGGGUCAAGCUUUGAAUUCUGACUGUCACUUUCUGUGUGGGAUGGGCAUAUUUAUGCACGCAUCUGAAUGCUCAGUUGGAACGGGCCCGAGGUCCCGAUCUAUGUUAGG
This is a messenger RNA of Aspergillus homomorphus CBS 101889, 1494 nucleotides long. RefSeq names its product zinc-dependent alcohol dehydrogenase family protein. The record is from RefSeq and is a predicted model, not a curated record. The transcript is spliced from 3 exons. Gene Ontology annotation, molecular function: oxidoreductase activity. NCBI's taxonomy places the organism in Eukaryota, Fungi, Ascomycota, Eurotiomycetes, Eurotiales, Aspergillaceae. The coding region runs from base 335 to 1378 and encodes 347 amino acids.